Molecule: messenger RNA, 3085 nt
Organism: Histoplasma capsulatum G186AR
Lineage: Eukaryota; Fungi; Ascomycota; Eurotiomycetes; Onygenales; Ajellomycetaceae
Product: SacI domain-containing protein
Exons: 3
Coding region: 1-2952 (983 amino acids)
Biological process (GO): phosphatidylinositol dephosphorylation
Cellular component (GO): endoplasmic reticulum
Molecular function (GO): phosphatidylinositol-4-phosphate phosphatase activity
Source: RefSeq, a predicted model, not a curated record
AUGCCGGGGCUGGCCAGGAAGCUUUUGAUUUUUGCUGCUGUGGAUGGGCUCAUUCUUCAGCCUUACAGUUCAUCACAGCGCGGGGCUCCGAGCAACCCGUCCUCUGCUCUACGGAUUGAGUACAAAACUCGCCGUAUAGACUCUGCGCCAUCUUCCUCGAAUUCCGAUGAUGCUUGCUUGGAGUCUCAUGGAGUAAUUGGCUUGCUCUCUCUUGCAUCAUUCUCAUUCUUAAUAUCCAUUACCCAACGCCAGCAGGUGGCUCAGAUCUUUGGAAAGCCUAUUUUUGCAAUUACAAGUGUAGCUAUCAUUCCUCUUUCCUCUCAGGCGGAGGCAACCAAAGCGAUCAAUCAGGCCCAUGCCCAGAUAGCGUCCAACAAGGAUAAAGCUACCCAGAAUGAUAUCGAGACCCAGUCUUUGGAGAGCGACUCCGAUCUGUCCACCGGCCGCAGUAGUGAGGAUAUCGAUCUAGAAGGCUUGGAUUCGACAGAUCGAGGAAUAUAUCCCCCGUUGGGCAGUAAGGGUAGUAAGGGAAGCACUAUUGCCGAGGACGUUAUUGAAAAGCGGGGACGGUACGGCAGGUUCACUUCCCGCUGGUUUUCCAAACAUGGGUGGGCGGGAGAGAACAGCCCUCAGAAUAGGGGAUUUCAAGAGAUAAUGGAUCCUGCUGCAGAAGGGUCCAUCGGAGGAAGGAAGAGUGGGGAUUAUAUCGAUGAAAUCCUGGAACUUGAUGACCUUUCACCCACUGGACAGAAAGCUUCUUCUGAUCCCCAAGGAAUUGCCACGCCAGCCACAGGAACGGCAACAUGCGAGUUAAUGCCCAAAUUUCUGCGCUAUGCGAAGAUGAUGUUCAGUUCAAACAGUUUUUAUUUUUCUUAUGAUUAUGACAUUACUCGAAAGUUUGGUGCCCACGACCCUCAAAUGUCACCAGUACCACUGCACAGGAUGGCAGAUCCCUUGUAUUUCUGGAACCGAUAUUUGAUGAGCCCUUUCAUUGAGAGUGGAUACCACUCGUUGGUCCUUCCGCUGAUACAGGGCUUUGUUGGACAGAAGGAGUUCACUGUUACGAAGUCCACCAAAUCGCCAGCCGCUCAGGAUACAACUAUUACCCUAGUAGCUGAUGUCGAUAAUAACGCACCAGAUGUCCAUGCUGAAAAUGAGGGCGAAUGCGAUAAAUUUCUUCUUACUUUAAUUUCACGACGAUCAGUAAAACGCCCAGGGCUUCGAUAUCUUCGAAGAGGAGUGGAUGAUGAAGGCAAUGUCGCAAACUCUGUGGAGACAGAGCAAAUUUUAUCUAGGCCGUCAUGGAACCCAGCGGACAAUAUAUAUUCGCUGCUCCAGGUUCGUGGAUCAAUACCGCUUUACUUCUCCCAGUCUCCUUACUACUUCAAACCCAUACCUGUUCUCCGCCACUCCAUCGAAACCAAUCAAGCGUCGUUCGCUCGGCAUUUCCGCGACCUUAGCAGGCGGUAUGGCGAAAUCCAAGCCAUUAGCCUCUUGGAUAAACACGGGGUGGAAGUUAAAAUUGGAGAGACAUACGAAAGUUUCGUGGACAUAUAUAAUCGUCGCAACAAUGCGGACUCACACAAAAUUGGAUUCGACUGGUUUGACUUUCAUGCAGAAUGUCGUGGAAUGAAAUUCGAAAACAUCCAGUGCUUAGUUGAUUCCAUAUCGGGGACACUAGACCGAUUUGGAAGCACCGUCAUACAAGAUAAUAUUGUGUUGAAAAGUCAGUCCGGCAUCAUCAGGACAAAUUGUAUGGACUGUUUGGAUCGUACUGGUGUUGCACAAUGUGCGUUUGGACAACGAGCAUUAGAAAAGCAACUCGAGAGCGAGGGCUACUCGAUCGACCUACGGACUAGCACAUCUACACAAUGGUUCAACGUUUUGUGGGCUGAUAAUGGGGAUGCCAUAUCGAAACAGUACUCCUCAACAGCUGCCCUUAAAGGAGAUUAUACCAGAACUAGAAAACGAGAUGUUCGCGGAGCGCUCAACGACCUCGGGCUAACCCUCUCGCGCUACUUCAACAAUAUAGUCAACGAUUACUUCUCCCAAGCUUGUAUCGACUACCUCCUGGGAAAUGUCACAACCCGUGUUUUCGACGAGUUCGAGAUGAACCUAAUGUCCGCUGAUCCAGGGAUAUCUAUCGAAAAAGUACGGCAGCACGCCAUCGACACCAGUUGCCGGAUCGUGAUAAGCGACGAGUCCGAGGAACUUGUGGGAGGCUGGACGGUUUCAAGCCCGCACCGGCCUAAUACAUUGCGGUCAUUGCCGUUUGAACAGUCUGUCCUUUUACUGACGGAUGCUGCUGUCUACUGCUGUCGUUUUGACUGGGACACGGACAAAGUUACUUCCUUCGAGCGCAUCGACCUUCGCUCCAUUACCAACAUCAAUUACGGCACUUACAUUACCUCAACUUUAACCGAUGCCCAAAUGGACCCGAACCAUAAUGUCGGUGUCGUUAUAACUUACCAACCAGGCGCGACAAAUAUGCUACGCGUAAACACACGCUCCCUCCACAGCCUCUUUGACCAGAUAUCACAACUAUCCCCUGCAUCCACUGAAUCUGCCACGAACAAUCCCCUGACCCCAGGACCGGAUUGGGACAUUACCUCACUAUUCAAAACGAGCGGCAGUGGCAACAGUAGACUCCCAGCCUCGCGCAUUUUGGCGUUCAAAAUCCUCCCACAAACUAACAUAGCUGCAAGGAAUGCCCUGGAUAACGUGCAGGUCAGUGAAAAGGACGCUGCGCGUGCUCUCAGCGAAGAGAUUGAGCGCACUUGCAUGCGGGGCGCGCCGGAUAAAAACGGCGCCGCCGAUACAGGCGACUCGGGGCGUGUUGAUAAACAUACAAUCGUUGAAGAGAGGGAGAUCAUCUCAACGGCUGGUGCGAAGAAACGGACGGGAUAUUUGGAGCAUUUGGUAUUUGAUAUUAAGAAGCUAGUAUGGGCUUGAGGUUUUGCUGGUGGCUCUCUCUUGGACAUCAUUCUCCCUUCCGGCACGGGCGAUGAGGGUGUGGAUUCCCAAUUUUGAUUUCAACUUUUUCCUCUUUUCUUUUUAAUUAUUUAUUUUUUAUUUGGUGAUUUUG